GGCUCUAUUUGCAUUGCCUCAUUCAUCAAAUGCUGUCACUUGAUAUUGCUUAAUCCAAGUGUGUGUAUAUAAGCAGAGUUAGAAUAUAACUGCCUCAACUACUACCAAGUGUUAACGACAGGAAACCUCAUCAUUUGAAACCAGCCCUUCAUUGUUUAUAACUUAGGUUGAGACAAUUGAACUAAUACUAUAUUUAAUCCAAUAGAAGCCUGAAAAAUAAGGCUUGAAAUGAAGUAUUCAACCACCAAAAUUCCCCCAGCAAAUAUGAACAACUCAGCAGGAAAAGCCUCGGCAAAAUCUUCCAGGUUGAGAAAAUCCCAACAGAAGGGCAAAGAAAUUUGCCAGGUGUACUUUAUGCAGCUACGCUCUGGCCUUAUCAUAGAAAAAAAGGCCUGUUACUUUAGGAAAGAAACCACCGAAAGGCAUUCACCAAACUCAGCUGAAGAUUACAAAGAGCCAAAUCUGCUAUUUGCUACCUGUCAGAAUCGCCUGCAACACUUUGAACGAUCGGCGGGGGCCUCUGCUUUUAAAAAAUCUAUGGUCCAGGAAACUACUAGAACAAUUGAUGAUUCAAGAAUCCUAGGUGUGACUGGUUACAGGUGUGGUGUAGAAUAUCGUUCUGUUUCCCUGAGCACAUACGACAAUCAAUCCAUUACUUUUGUUGUUGGGGAUGAAGGUUAUUACAUCAAUGUUGACGAUUUGGGGACAGAAGGUGAGAAAGACAAAGUGUUAUUCCAUCUCUAUGACUCACAGCUAGCUGCAAGUGGAACAGGUGAUGAUGUUGAUGGUCACAAAGUAAUGGUAAGGAUGAGUCCUGCAAAUAACAAAGACUUUUUGCUGCAUGCCGAGGAGCACUCUGUGAAGGUACAAAAAUAUGAAAAUUCGUUGCCAGACCAGACCUUAUUUCUUCUUCAUAAAGAGCUCGGGCCCUCAAAAUGCGUUUCCUUUGAAUGUAACAGCAAACCUGGAGUGUAUCUAGGAGUAGAGGGUAACCAUCUUGCUCUAAUUGAACCAAAUGACCAAACUGCACAUUUAAGAAGAAAGAAUAUCAUAUUUAAGCUCUCUGAAAUGUAAGAUGUUGGAAAGUUGUGAAUCCUGGGUUGAGUAGCCCAAAGAGCUACCAUUGAAGAGAUUGUCAAAAAAAAGAGAGAGAGACAGAUAACAUUUAAGGGAAAUGGAGAGUACUUAACAUGCUGUGGAAUAUUUUACGCAUUAUGUUAAAAUUAUAUAUAUUUUUUGUAAUCCUCAGUUUUGUUUUUUAUUUCCCUCUGUAUCACUGCAUAUUCAAUACAAGUAUUGGUAUAUUAAAUAGGUUAUUGGUAAAGCAGCCCGCCAAUAUUCUAAAAACAUACAGACCUUUACUUUUUCUACUUUCAGUCCAGAGAGAACUUUACAUUUAGAGCUGAGAUCUCUGGGGAGAAACAAGCCUUAGCCCAACUCUCAUUUUAGACAGAGAUCCAUUUUAAAGAGCUACAUACUUUCCCCUGGUUCCAAACAAUGGGCUCAAACACAAGAGCUGCUAGUAAAAACAAGAUGCUGCAUAGAGUGACUAUUUCACAAAUACCAAGUUAGUAGAUGCCCAAAACUUCAGGUGCCUACAUGGCUAGACAGGUUAUAUAUAUAUAUAUAUAUUAAAAAGGUAAAGAUAAUUUCAAAAUUAAGAAAAAUAAAUCCAGUAUAGAUUUGUGAAGUGAGUAAUUUCACCUCUAAUUUUUCAUUUUAAAAAUUCUGAUUUUUAUAGACCGAGUUAACUAUAAAUAAAGCAAGACAUUUUUUGCAUUAGGAAGUGAAAUAAAUUUUAGUUCAGACAUAGAAUUAGAAUGAUUAGGAAUAAACUAAAACAUUUUUUUUUAAAAGCACUAAGCCACAACGUAGGUUAGGUGGGGCCCGAGGUCCAAGAUGGAACACAAAAUUAAUAUUACAAUUUCAAUAACUGGCCAGCCCUCAUGUUGGUGGCAUACGAUGUCCCUCUGACCCAAACUUCCAGAAGUCAAUGACUUUUAAUAUUCUUGUCACCUUGGAUAAAAUUUCUUCUAACCCUUUGUUGUCCAACUUACCAAUGACACUACUUACAAUUAAUUAUGUAUUUGAUUUCUAUUUUACUUUCAUUUCUUUUGACCAACUGUAUUCUUGAUAUACCUUUGGCAUCCCAAGCUUCAUUUCCAAAUUACCUGACAUAUGAAUGCCAGAACCUUUAUUCUGCUUUGUCUACCUGAUAUAAAACUUUACAUAAACUUAUUGAUGGCAAUAUUUUUAUUAAACAUCUUCGUGUUUUACUGUUACUAAGGUAGUAAAAUAAUUUAUAUUCAACCAUAAUAACAUUUCAACUACUAAUGGAAUAGUUUCUGCUUAUAUUAAGGCCUUAACAAUUUCUGCUACAAUUUUUCAUAGGCUUAACACUGAUAAUAAAUGAUAAACAUAAUAAUGGAAUACAUAUGAAAUAUGACUUUUUCUUAAACUGUAGGCACUUUGAUUUCUAAUUUGUUGAAAUCUACUGGAUAUAAUUGCUGGUGGAACAUAAGAUAAAAAUGGUUGAGAAUUGUAAUAUAGGGGCAAACAAGUGUAGAACAAUAUAACUUUGUUACAUUACUUUGCCAAUAAUUUUACUACUAUAGAGACAAAAAAAGCAAAAUCUAUUUCAUCUCCUCUGAAAAACACUAAAUAUUGACUAUGUGCAUUUUGUAUAACAUACUUAAAAUAAUUAUAUUAUUAAGUAACCAAAUAUAUCCAUUACAUCAUUUAUAUUCUUAAAUAAACUAUAUUUUUCAAAAGUA
Messenger RNA from Myotis lucifugus (little brown bat), 2774 nucleotides. It is a transcript of the gene IL33, whose product is annotated as interleukin 33. The record is from RefSeq and is a predicted model, not a curated record. Gene Ontology annotation, biological process: positive regulation of inflammatory response; L-arabinose metabolic process; positive regulation of cytokine production. The coding region runs from base 229 to 1074 and encodes 281 amino acids. NCBI's taxonomy places the organism in Eukaryota, Metazoa, Chordata, Mammalia, Chiroptera, Vespertilionidae. Gene Ontology annotation, molecular function: alpha-L-arabinofuranosidase activity; cytokine activity. The transcript is spliced from 8 exons.